Gastrolobium bilobum is the source of this 684-nucleotide messenger RNA. Its product is annotated as dof zinc finger protein DOF3.4-like. The transcript has a single exon. NCBI's taxonomy places the organism in Eukaryota, Viridiplantae, Streptophyta, Magnoliopsida, Fabales, Fabaceae. Gene Ontology annotation, biological process: regulation of DNA-templated transcription. Gene Ontology annotation, molecular function: DNA-binding transcription factor activity; DNA binding. The coding region runs from base 1 to 684 and encodes 227 amino acids. The record is from RefSeq and is a predicted model, not a curated record.
AUGCCGUCAUCGGAUUCCGGCGAGAGCCGCCGAGCAACCAAGCCCCAGAACACCGUCGGAGCAGCACCGCCCCCGGAGCAAGAGAACCUUCCGUGCCCUCGCUGCGACUCCACCAACACCAAGUUCUGCUACUACAACAACUACAACUACUCCCAGCCCCGCCACUUCUGCAAGUCUUGUCGCCGGUACUGGACUCACGGUGGCACGCUCCGUGACAUCCCCGUCGGCGGUGCCAGCCGGAAAAACUCCAAACGCUCCCGCACCCACCAUGCCACUGUCACAUCUUCCUCUUCACCACAGGACCACCCCUCGCGUGCGGCGGCGCCGCCCAUCGCCGCCAACCAAGGAGGGUCGAUGCAGUUCGGUGGUGGAGUUGAUGGUGAUGUCAAACAGAACGUGAAUAUUUGCGGGAGCUUCACUUCUUUGCUGAACAACACCCAAGGUUCUGGCUUUCUAACUGUGGGUGGGUUUGGGCUUGGGUUAGAGGAAAUGGGGUUUGGGAUUGGGAGAGCGGGUUGGGUUUUGCCGGGAAUGAUGAAUGGAGCUAACAUUGGCGGCGGCGUAGUGGCUUCCGGCGCCGGAAACACGUGGCAGUUUGAAGGUGGCGAAGGUGGGUUUGUGGGUGGAGACUGCUUCUCUUGGCCGGGACUCGCGAUUUCAACACCAGGAAAUGUUCUGAAAUGA